AUGCAGACAUCCUACUGCGGCGUACCGGGCUUUUCGGUCAAGUAUCGGUCGCAUGGACUGACCCUAUCACCGCUCGCCGAAGGACCACAACCAACUCCUCCACCAAAGAACGCUCUGCGUCCGGCCGGUUUUACACGGAAGAAUAGUCGAGGGCAAGAGUACGAUGCACUGUACGAUUCUAGUGACUCCGAAUUCGAAGAUGUUCCGCUGGCUUGCUCAAGGAGUGUAAAAGCAUCUCGCCAAGGGCACCAGGCGAACGGGUCUACAAGCACAACGUCGACGGACGCCUCGGGACGCAAAGUGCGUAACUAUCCUUCUUUGGUCAUCCCGUCACCAUCAAUGUGGCCGACUAUCGAAAAGCUCCGCUCCGCCACCUCACCAAACUCGAAGUCUCGAAUCGUCCCACCCAGUCCCAGUCAUAUUCUGUCUCCGACCGCCCGAGCCUUGAACAUGAUCGCUGCAAAGAACGCCCUUGUACCCAAUGGUUCCGCUGCUCCAUCGUUAGACGGAUCGCUCACAUCAGAAGAACUUUCGGGUAUCAGCUGUCCAUCCACUCCGGAUGUCGGGAACGAUGCCAAACCCGACGAUGCCGAAUGGGCAGGGACCGUGCAACUCGGGCCGGAAGCAAUGGAGACGCUUCAAAGGUUCCGACUCGGCAGUUUCAACGAGCACAGUGAGGACGACGAAGACCAAGUGAUCGAGAUUCGUGGAGAGAUGCGAGAGUCUCAUUUGGAAAAUGGCGGCAUGGCGACUUCGAUCAACCUCAUCGUGACUCCUGUGGAUAGCGAACCCGAAGAUUUUUUCCCCACCUUGAGCAACCCCGGCUCCGACCUCGAUCCGCUUUCCGCUCUCAGUGUGCCGUCUCCUGGAGGCUUCUUUGGCUCGCUGAACGGGAACGCUCGAAAUACAUGGGGUCAGGGUGCAGGCGACGCAGUGCCGAACACCAGCACCGCCAUCUCCUUCUACGGGGUGCCGUGGAAGAAGUCUCGAGAAAACUCGCCGGAGCGGACAGUGGAGCGAGUGAUUGAGGUUGAUAUCGAUGGGUCGAGCGAUAACGACACAACCGGUCCACCAACUGCGAGAAGACUUCCAGGGACAGACGGCAUGACCUUGGGUGGUGAAGCCGAAACAGGAAACCAACUCCGUCUCAUCACUGAUUUCUCUGGCGAAUUCGAAUACAAUCCAGCCUAUGCCGCCGAACAGCACAAGGAGAACAGCAGUCACAUUGACCGAACCAAUCUGUGGUUGUACAGCCAAGAGCACUAUUUGGCCGGCUUGCGCGGAGACAUACCCACGAUGACCAACGGUGAUGACUCGCCAAUCGUCGGGCACCUGGCGACGGGCACCGAUGAGCCUCGAAAAAGCAGUCUCGGCAAUGCUUCCACAACGCUGAGCCCGAGUAAAUCGGUUCGCUUUGCGGAUGAUCCCGAAAUCACGGCUGGCAUCGACGGAUCUCCUCGGUCCUCAAGAACUACCAAAUCCGGUCCGCGACCAUUGUCACCCAAGUCACCGCCAGCAGCAGCGUUUUCUCAUCGAAAGGCUCGCAACGAAGCUUUGAGACUUGGCCGUACCUGUCUGCCACAGAAGCAUCGCGACAUAGUAGCCGGUGUAUUCAGCCUCGAAGAACGCGAACACAUUGACCCCAAACGACCGAUCAGUGCCUGGCAUGGCGCUAACUCCGAUGCGCAAGCCAGGAAAGCCGUCGCUAAGGAGCUCAAGGAGCGCCACGCUCUCGAUCAAAUCAAGCCGAUCAGCUGGAACCUCGAGGCCACUAAAAUGCUGAACGGUGGAAGCUUGCUUACCAGCCCGGCUGCACGCGAGUUUACCUCCUUGAACAAGCAUGCGAGGAAAGUGCUCGACCUCGGCGGAAAGGCUACGGCGGACUGGGCUUGGCAAGUUGCCAUCGAGUAUCCUCGCGUUGGCGUGUGGACUGCAUGUGUCAACGAGUCUCCGUUGAAUAAGAAGAACGACGCGUCAUUGCUGAAGGGCCCACCCAACCAUCAUGAGAUCAAAAUCCCCAAUCUCUGGACUCUGCCAUUCCCCGACAACUCUUUCGACGUGGUCUCGGCUCGGUCGCUGUACUCGAUCCUCAAGACGACAAUUCCUCCCCAAGGAUCGAAACUGCAGGAUUCAUCCUCGACCACGGCACCUAACGAUUCCUCCACGACUAUGACCGCCAAUGGCCAGGGCAUGAAGCGUACACCCGGUACGCCUCCCGCGAGGCCAUUGGAUGAGUAUGAUCGCGCAUUGCUCGAAGUGCACCGCGUCUUGAAGCCCGGCGGGUAUGUCGAGUUCGCACUCCUGGAUGCCGACAUCAUCGGCGGUGGCCCCAUCACCCAGAAACUCAGCGUCGAAUUCGCUUUUAACCUUCGCACGCGUGGAUACGAUCCCGCGGCCACGCAAGGCUUCCUCUCCCGCGUCCGCCGGUCCGGCUUCAAAAGGCUGCGACGCGCCUGGAUCAUCCUGCCCAUGAGCGGCGUCGGCGCACCGGAAAGGGAAGCGCGGUCUUGGGAUCGAGACCGAGGCGCGGAGCACGGCCGAGAAGCUACGCCAGAUGGAGCGCGAGAAAGAAAGAGAGCAUGUGACAUCGGCACCACGGUCGACGCAUCGUACAUCACUGGCCUGGUGGGUGCGUGGGCAUGGGAGCAGUGGAUGUUGAAGCUACAUACGGAAAUGGGCCGCGAGGGGGAGCAGUUGCUUGAGGGGGUCGCGGCAGCGUUGGAGGAGGGGGCGAGGAUGGGUGGCUCGUGGAGGUAUCUGAGCGGGUGGGCGAGGAAGGAUUUGUGA
Eremomyces bilateralis CBS 781.70 is the source of this 2787-nucleotide messenger RNA. RefSeq lists its product as uncharacterized. The coding region runs from base 1 to 2787 and encodes 928 amino acids. The transcript is spliced from 8 exons. Lineage: Eukaryota; Fungi; Ascomycota; Dothideomycetes; Eremomycetales; Eremomycetaceae. The record is from RefSeq and is a predicted model, not a curated record.